AUGGAAAACACUCUUGCGGCAGAAAGUAGCAACAAUGAAGCAGAAACCAACCAUGGAAAAGUUUCUGGUGCAGCACCAGAUAUGCCACCAACAAUGAAAAAGGAAUUCUUUUGCAGGUAUUGUGAUAAGAAGUUCAGUAAUUACCAAGCCUUGGGGGGACAUCACUAUGCACACAAGGUACAGAGAGCAGCAACACAAAACGGGAAGUUCCUCAGCAUGGUUUCUGAUUAUUAUAGUAAAUAUUCAUAUGUUGGUGGAAAAACAUUAGGGGUUUCACUACUAUCUAUGACUCGUUUUAAGCCUCACCACCAUAUCUGGCCUCAUAUGGAACUCAAACGUGACUAUUAUCAUAAUCAUGUUCCAUGGUCAGGGCACCACACUUUCAAUCAUGUUCAACCCACCAUGCAUCAGUUCCACAAUUUUAUGGCUAAAGGGAGUGAUGGAUCUCAUCAACACCACAGAUCACAUCAACCUUUGAUUUCUCCUACAGUUGCAGAAGGACCAUCACAACCACAUUUAUCACAUCCUUGUUUAUGUCAUGAAGGGAAUUUUGGGCCCACAAGCAAUUCUUCUGUAAUACCUCAGAAUUCUGGCCAAGAAAACAAUUCUUGUCCAAUUUCAAUGCCUGAGAAUGGAGCGGUGGAGAAACUUGAUCUGACUCUCAAGAUUUGA
Molecule: messenger RNA, 672 nt
Organism: Sphenostylis stenocarpa
Lineage: Eukaryota; Viridiplantae; Streptophyta; Magnoliopsida; Fabales; Fabaceae
Source: the annotation of a GenBank genome assembly